AUGGGUAGCAUAGCAACAAGGUGGAAGGCUCUGAGCGGCCAGGACGAGUGGGAGGGUCUAUUAAACCCUCUCGACAUCGAUCUCCGCCGCUAUAUCAUUCACUACGGGGAAAGGGCUGGAGCGAUAGCCGUGGUGAACGAGCCAAAAUCGAAGAACUACAGACUUCCACGAUACGCGAAGGAAAAUUUGUUCUCAAAUAUGGGAUUGGAGAGUGGCAAUCCAUACAAGUACAUGGUGAAUAAAUAUUUGUAUGCAGCCCAUAUGACAUUUUCGUUACAGAAAUCAAACUUUCUGGGUUAUGUUGCGGUGACAACAGAUGAAGGAGCCAAAGUGUUGGGGAGGAGGGAUAUUUUGAUUUCUUGGAGAGGAACCCAAUUGGUACAUGAGUGGGAUGUCGACAAGGAGACCGAUUUAGUCUCAGCUUCUCACAUUCUGGGAGAGGAGAAUGAUCCUCUGGUGCACCAGGGUUGGCUUUCCUAUUACACUAAUAUUGACCUUCUGUCCCCGCACAAUCAACUUUCUAGUUGCAGAGAUCAGGCUGUAGCUGCACUUAAAGAAAUACUAGAUGAAUACAAGGAUGAAGAAAUCAGCAUUACCAUCACUGGUCACAGCAUGGGUGCUGCCAUGGCAAUUUUAAACGCAGCCGAUAUUGUUCAUAACGGAUACAAUAAACUGGCAUGUCAACCAAACAAGCUCAUUCCUGUCACAGCCAUUGUGUUUGCUUGCCCCCGUCUCGGAAACAAGGGUUUCGAAAAUGUAUUUUCCGGUCUCGAAAAUCUUCACGUCUUGCGUAUAACAAAUGACCAAGAUAUAGUCCCUAACUUACCAGAUCUGGAGGAUUAUGCUCAUGUUGGAAAAGAGUUGAGAAUCGACACUCUCAAGUCGCCGUUCUUGAAAGUAAUUCCUGAUACUCUUGUCACAGAAAGAAUUGGUAAUUUGCACAACCUGGAGGUUUACUUGCAUGGAGUUGCAGGGACACAAGGAGUCAAAAGUUCUGGUUUCAAGAUGGAAGUUGAUCGUGAUCUCGCGCUGGUAAACAAGCAUAUUGAUGGGUUGAAGGAUGAACAUAAUGUAGUUGCUCAGUGGUGGACGGAGAAGAAUAAGUCUAUGAUCCAAAAGGAUGAUGGAUCUUGGGUGUUGGAUGAUCACGAGGAAGAUGCGACUAUAUGUUUAGUCUAGGAAUCCAGUUUUAAAUAAAGCUCAUUCGGAUAAGGUAUAUAUCCUACCUCUGGUUAAUUUGGUUUGUUGCUCGGGAAGGGGGCUGGAACCUCCGUUCUCAUCAUGUUGUUUCAUUCUUGUACUUGUUUAAUUCAGCCCUAUCAGCAUGUACUUAAGUCUUUCUAU
Molecule: messenger RNA, 1344 nt
Organism: Fragaria vesca subsp. vesca
Lineage: Eukaryota; Viridiplantae; Streptophyta; Magnoliopsida; Rosales; Rosaceae
Product: phospholipase A1-IIgamma-like
Exons: 2
Coding region: 1-1179 (392 amino acids)
Biological process (GO): lipid metabolic process
Molecular function (GO): glycerophospholipid phospholipase A1 activity
Source: RefSeq, a predicted model, not a curated record